AUGUCCGGAACUGUACUCGUAACCGGAGCGUCUGGAUUCAUAGCACAGCACAUUGUAAAAUUGCUUAUUUCCAAGAACUACAACGUGGUGGGUACUGUGAGGCUGGAUGCAAAAGGCGAGAAACUCCGCAAGAAUACCAGUGGCGGCCCUGGGACAUUUACAUACACCAUUGUUCCCGACAUCGCUGCCAAUGGUGCAUUUGACAAUGUGUUCGAGGCUUACCCAGAGAUAUCCGUGGUACUCCACACAGCCUCGCCGUGUUUCUACGAGACCACGAACCCUAAAAAUGACUUGAUUAUACCUGCCAUGGAGGGUACUAAGAACAUAAUGUCUACGAUAGCAAAGACUGCAAAAGCAGGGAGAAGUAAGAUCAGACGCGUGGUGGUCACAUCCAGUGAUGCUGCGAUAUACUCGCCUGACGACGAGCAAAAUCCAGAGCUCUUUUUUGACGAGUCAUGCUGGAAUAACAUGUCGCUCGAAGAAGCAGAGAGAGACCCCGUGAAUGCUUACUAUGGGUCCAAGGCGUUUGCCGAGAAAAUUGCCUGGGAGUUUGCUGCACAGCCUGGGUUCCCUCCCUUAUCGACGGUGAACCCGGUGUAUGUUUUCGGGCCCCAGGCAUACGACAAUGAAGUUGCGGAAAAACUCAACAUGUCGAACGAAGUGAUUAAUGCACUCCUCAAAACCGGGCCUCAUGGCUCAUUUAGCAACGAUAAGGCUGGGUUUAUUGAUGUGCGCGAUGUGGCCCGGGCACAUUUGGCGGCCUUUGAACAAGAAGCUACGGUUGGGAAACGUCUCUACAUGAGCAACGGCCAAUUUUCCGUCCAAAUGAUGCUCGACGUGAUUCACGAAAAGUUCCGGAGCUUGCGAGACAGGGUUCCUGUCGGAAAGCCGGGAACGGGACCCAUGGAUAUCUUGGCCUUGGCAAGAACCAACAACGACGCUACACGUAAAUUGUUGGGAUUUGAAUUUACUCCGUUGAGCACGUGUAUCGAGGAAGUCGUGCAGCAGAUUCUCCAGUACCAGCAGAAGCAGAAAUUGUGA
Messenger RNA from Metschnikowia bicuspidata var. bicuspidata NRRL YB-4993, 1041 nucleotides. RefSeq names its product NAD(P)-binding protein. Gene Ontology annotation, molecular function: oxidoreductase activity, acting on the CH-OH group of donors, NAD or NADP as acceptor. The record is from RefSeq and is a predicted model, not a curated record. The coding region runs from base 1 to 1041 and encodes 346 amino acids. The transcript has a single exon. Lineage: Eukaryota; Fungi; Ascomycota; Pichiomycetes; Serinales; Metschnikowiaceae.